Daphnia pulex (common water flea) is the source of this 1692-nucleotide messenger RNA. Its product is annotated as RNA/RNP complex-1-interacting phosphatase-like. Gene Ontology annotation, biological process: protein dephosphorylation. Bases 235 to 1446 code for a protein of 403 amino acids. The transcript is spliced from 10 exons. NCBI's taxonomy places the organism in Eukaryota, Metazoa, Arthropoda, Branchiopoda, Diplostraca, Daphniidae. The record is from RefSeq and is a predicted model, not a curated record. Gene Ontology annotation, molecular function: polynucleotide 5'-phosphatase activity; protein tyrosine/serine/threonine phosphatase activity.
CUCUGGCCAGACCUGUAUUAGACGCGUCAGCAGACGAUUGUUGUGUAAUGACAGCAUGAAGGCGAUGAAGCCAUUAUUUUGAAAACAAAAAGUUAAAAACGCCGAUAACGAUAACGUUGCGAGUUUCUUGCAGAAUUUGAAGCGAGUUUUAUUUCUUUUGAUGCUUAAAUUUUGGUCAGUGUUUGGAAUAAGUUGUAUUUGUUUUAUUGUCAAAUAACAAAAAGGACGAACAGUAUGAAUGAACGAUCAGAAAAUCCGGUGAAAGGCAUUCAGUCAAAUCCUGAUGCAGAGAAACAAGGUGUGAACACAUCUUCGAAAAUGGGGGUUGUUUCUACUGAUUUAGAAAGUGACAGUUCAACAUCAGCAAGUACAAGUUGUGUACAACACCAUUUUUCUACUGACAGUAGGCCUACUUAUAGAGGAAGAGGACGAGGAGUAAACAACUACAGUAAUCACCCAAAUGACUUUCACAAUCCACCUUUUGGAAAUCCUGGUCCAAUCCCCAACAGGUGGGAAAAUUAUCCCAGUAUUGGAGAACCGAUAGAAGGAUUACCCAUCUUGGCUUGUAGAGUUCCUUUAAACGAGCACUUGCUUCAUUUUAACAAUGUUGAUCUUGAGCAAUGGUUCACCCCCAAAAAUUUAAUGGAAAAGGUACCAACCGUUGGUUGUAUUAUUGAUCUUACUGCAACAACAAGGUAUUACAAUCCAAAAGUGUUCACUGAUUCCCAAGUCCAACAUGCAAAGAUUUAUUGCAUAGGGCAUGAAAUUCCAGAUGAAAUUACGAUCCAAAGAUUUUUUUCAGUAAUGGAUAAUUUUCUUCAUGACCCUAUGUCACGUGGGAAAGUAGUAGUUGUGCAUUGCACUCACGGCCUUAACAGAACUGGGUAUUUGGUGGUAAGGUACCUAGUUGUGCGAAGAGGUUAUCAACCAGCGGAUGCGAUAUCAGCUUUUAACAAAGCUCGGGGUUACCCUAUGGAAAGGGAAAACUAUAUUGAGAAUCUAAAUCAAAUGAUUCAAGAAGUUUGUCCUAAUCCAGUCCCACUGUUUCAGGAAAGAGAUGAUAAAGUCGAAGUCAACCAUCAGUGUGAAUCAACAGAUUCAACAUAUCGACCAGUAUAUAACCAACAAAGCCGUAACUAUUACGGUGGAAGACCUUGGUACGAGAAUAACUAUCGUGGCAACCACUACCGUGACCGACCUUAUGCCGACAGGAGAGAUCGCCAAGAACGUCCUAUUUCAGACGAACUGCCAUCAAAUGAUAUACGGAAUCACCGCCCCGACAGCCGUUAUCGCCACCAGCCUGCAAGGGAGAGAAAUAGUGCAGAGAGUCGAAAUUAUAGAGAACGCGAGAAUGGAGCAUUGAAUACAGAUAACCGACUCCAACGUGAUGAUUAUCCGCGCCGAGUCAGCAAUGAAGAUCCCAGAAACCACUCUCCGGCGUUCUAACAGUGGUAUUCAUUCACUGGUCACAAUUACUUUAUUUUUAGUUCGUGGUAUAUCACUCCAUUCAAUGAAGAUUUUUUUUUUUUUUUUUAAUUUUAAGCAUUUAAGAAUUCAUUAUUGAAGUUCGUAUCUAACACUCGUAUCAUCCAUACUAGACAACUAUAGUGUGGACGAUGUUUCGACCAAUUACUUGAAUAUUUGAAGCUUUGAACGAGAAUUUAUAAUGAAUACAGACUUUCAUCAACAAUA